AUGGCCCCACCGGCGCCGCACAUCGUCGACGAGAUCCUGGAAGAGAUCUUCCUCCACCUGCCCACCCCAGCGGCGCUCGCCCGCGCCUCCACCGCCUGCCCCCGUUUCCGCCGCAUCAUCACCCAAGGCUCCUUCCUCCGCCGCUACCGCAAACUCCAUCCGCCGCCACUUCUGGGAUUCGUCGCCGACAAAGGUGGCUUCCACCCCGCCCAGGAACCCCAUCCCUCCGCACCGCUUGGCCGUGCCCUCGCCGACGCCGCAGAUUUCUCCUACUCCUUCGUCCCCAAGCCCAACAAUGGUUGGCUCACCCCGUGGUAUGCCCGCGACAUCCGCGACGGCCGCGUCCUCCUCGAGUGCAGCUCCUUGUGGGAGACCGAUGCAGUCUUCACAAACCUUGCGGUGUGCGAUCCGUUGUCACGGAGAUACGUGCUGCUCCCACCAAUACCUGAGGAAAUGACAGUCCAGCAAGAACGCCUUGUUGAAUUCGAGCCUAUGCUCGCUCCAAUUGGCGAGGAUGAGGAUGAGACCUCGUUCAAGGUGAUCUGCACCGCGCACUACAAAAGCAAGCUGGUGAUGUUUGUCUUCUCUUCUGUCACGGGACAAUGGUAUAUUGCAGCAUCUCCCACCUGGAGUUCCUUGGGCACAGGUGAGCCAUCUUGGCCAUGCUUGUCCCGUUUCAACUACUUGCGUGGCUGCUUCUACUGGACAGAUCUUUGGAGCGAGAAGUUGCUUGUGCUGGACACACGCAUAAUGGAGUUUUACACUGUCAGCCUUCUCAGCGGCGACAAUCUGCAGCUUCUAAAUCAGCCUAACAAGAGAGUAUGCAUGUCUACCAUUGUUGAUGGUACACGAGGAGCCCUUGAGAUGUUUACUCUCGUCGGUGUUUACGGUUCUAACUUCUUUCGUCUCCAUCAUACCACUCAACAAAACAACAGUGAACCUUCCAGCGAGUGGCAGCAGAAAAAUGUUAUAGCAUUGCCUUGCCGAUGUUUGUAUUUCACAGUUAGUGCAGCUGAGGGAUUCUUAUUCCUUCGAGGGGUUCGAGAAGCUCAGUGGGAUCAUAAUUUACAUGGGGUGUUGCCCGAGGAUAACUGUGAUUAUCUUUUUUCUCUGGAGGUUAAGACUUUUGAACUUAAGAAGGUCUGUAGAGCAACAAACUACCAGUCCCCCACUCGUUUUCACUCGUACUUUGGACUCCCACCAUCAUUGUCGAAACCAAGUCUAUGAACUACAAAGCGAACUGUUAUGGCCGCGAAGCUGGUAUCGGUGAUUAGAGAUUGGAGGAUGCUCAAGCUGGUGCUAUGCAACCAAUAUGCUAGCUGGAUUUAGUAUUGGAUCCUUCACAUCGUUUAUAUGAACUUGGCCAUUGUACUUUGGUAUGGUUGUGUUUACGGUAUUUAAGCCCAAUUUGGUGUAGGCAAUGUGGGUUUGUUUAGCACUAAGUUGUAAGAGUCAUACUGUGUUCUUGUGAUGGGAGAUCAUUGUUUUUUUUAGAAGAUGGGAGAUCAUUGUGGUGUUGUGCUUUGCCACAGCGUUAUGUUCUGCUCAGCUUGUUUAUGAUCUA
Messenger RNA from Lolium rigidum, 1564 nucleotides. RefSeq lists its product as uncharacterized. The coding region runs from base 1 to 1227 and encodes 408 amino acids. Gene Ontology annotation, molecular function: protein binding. NCBI's taxonomy places the organism in Eukaryota, Viridiplantae, Streptophyta, Magnoliopsida, Poales, Poaceae. The record is from RefSeq and is a predicted model, not a curated record. The transcript has 2 exons.